GAAGGUUCCUCUUUGUACACAGUGCGAUUUGAAGAAAAAUCCAAGGAAGUGGCGAGAUGGGGAAUUCGAGUGUGUCUCAUGGAUAGUGUGCUUCAAAGUUUGGCAUGAGAGGAUGCUGCUCUUCGUCGGGUCGAAGAACGAUGGCACACAGAAACCCCCGAUGACUCCAGAGCAGACCGGCCACCGGGUACUCAGAAGACGAGAAAAACAAACAUGUGCCUCUGCACUGGAGACUUUGUGAGAUAGCACAGGACGGAAGUAACAAGCUCGGUCGUGACAUUUCAGGAACUCAGUUGCCAAAAAACUAUUACUAAGCUUGCCAGUUCAAAAAAAAAAAAAAUGAAAUUCUUCUCAACCUUUGUGACAUUUGAGAACCUCCAUGAGGUUCGGAGAUUGUGCCACUGGGGUCCAAUCAUAGCUCUGUCUGUCAUUGCUAUCUGCUCCACCAUGGCCAUUCUGGACUCCAUCAUCUGGUACUGGCCGCUAGACACGACAGGAGGCAGCAUUAAUUUCCUAAUGCUCAUCAACUGGACUGUCCUCAUUCUCUACAACUACUUCAAUGCUAUGUUUGUUGGUCCUGGAUACAUUCCUCUUGGCUGGAAACCUGAAAAUCAACUAGAAACCCAGUAUCUACAGUUCUGCAGAGUGUGCCAAGGCUUCAAGGCCCCCAGAUCUCACCACUGCCGGAAAUGUAACAGGUGCGUGAUGAAGAUGGACCACCACUGCCCCUGGAUAAACAACUGCUGCGGCCACUCAAACCACGCCUACUUCACCAGCUUCCUGCUAUUGGCUCCGCUGGGCUGCUCACACGCUGCCAUUAUCUUCAUAAUGACCAUGUACACACAGUUGUAUGAGAGGAUAUCGUUCGGUUGGAGCACUGUGAAGAUUGACAUGAGCGCCGUGCGGCAGUUCCAGCCCCUCAUGCCCUUCAGUGUUCCCGCCUUUGCUGCCACUCUCUUUGCCUUAGGCUUGGCACUAGGCACCACCAUCGCAGUCGGUAUGCUCUUCGUCAUACAGAUGAAAGUCAUCCUUCGAAAUAAGACCUCGAUCGAAUCAUGGAUCGAGGAAAAGGCCAAAGACAGAAUACAGCAUUACCAAACAGGGGAGGAGUUCAUCUUUCCUUAUGACCUCGGCACCCGCUGGCUGAAUUUCAAACAAGUCUUCACGUGGUCAGGAACACCCAGGGGUGACGGCAUGGAAUGGCCUGUCCAUCCAAAGUGUCACCAGCACACCUUAACUAUUGAGCAGCUGAAACAGAAAGCUGAUAAGCGAGUGAGAAGCCAGGUCCAGUACCGGGCAGUGGAGGAUUAUAAUGGAGCUUGCUGCCCUCUCAACAAGGGCCUCCAGACCUUUUUCAGGACUCCUUGCACUGAGGAGCCCAGGAUCCCACUCAGCAAAGGGGACACCAUCCUGGCAACCCGAGGCACCAAAUGGUGGAUGUACGGAGACAAAGUUUUGACUGAUGAGGAAACGAUAGCUGGAGAGCGUGUGAGGGGAUGGUUUCCGAGGCGAUGCGUGGAGAAGUGCCAUUACGAUACAGCUGCCAGUGAAAGCACCAGCGAUAAGAAAGUCAAUUAAAACACGUCAGCAGGCUGUAUGUAGAGCAGAGGAGUUUAACUGGACAGACGUACGUUUGUGUUCAACAAUAUACCUUCGCUAAAGAUGUCAUACCUGAUGCUGCAGGUUUACAAAUAAGGAAUUUUCUACUUUGAUUUUGACUCCUUACACAUUUCUGCAUCAAUGUGUUUAUUUUAUUUUUAGUUUUUUUGACUCAUACUGAGCACUUUCCUGUCCGAUGUCAUAGAAAAGGACAAAAAAGUUGAUGAGAGAGACUGAUUCUGUGGGUUCAGUUUGACUCCUCUGACCAAAAUCAAAACCUUAACCACAGUCUUAAUUUCCAAGAAUUGCCACCAGGCUUUAACGUGACUUCAUUCUGAAUUUUUACUUGAAUAUGUUCUUUAUACUUGUGUUAAUAUCUUUUUUUUUUUUUCCUUUGUUUUGCUAUGUAUGCAAGGCCUCUUCCCAGCUAAAUCCCGAGGCUUCACCAUGCAACUCUUUCUAUAGUAUGGAGAUAACACCUGAUUUCUUUCUAUUAUUUUUCUAAAAACAAACUGUUGGCCUCAAAUUGUAAAGUGAAAAUUAAAAAAAAAUAUAUCUUGCAA
This is a messenger RNA of Salarias fasciatus (jewelled blenny), 2162 nucleotides long. RefSeq names its product zDHHC palmitoyltransferase 6 (gene zdhhc6). The transcript has 11 exons. The coding region runs from base 340 to 1578 and encodes 412 amino acids. Gene Ontology annotation, molecular function: palmitoyltransferase activity; protein binding. NCBI's taxonomy places the organism in Eukaryota, Metazoa, Chordata, Actinopteri, Blenniiformes, Blenniidae. The record is from RefSeq and is a predicted model, not a curated record.